Messenger RNA from Spathaspora passalidarum NRRL Y-27907, 2469 nucleotides. RefSeq names its product bifunctional ATP-dependent DNA helicase/ssDNA endodeoxyribonuclease (gene DNA2). Gene Ontology annotation, cellular component: cytoplasm. Lineage: Eukaryota; Fungi; Ascomycota; Pichiomycetes; Serinales; Debaryomycetaceae. Gene Ontology annotation, biological process: replication fork reversal. The transcript has a single exon. Gene Ontology annotation, molecular function: 5'-flap endonuclease activity; helicase activity. The record is from RefSeq and is a predicted model, not a curated record. Bases 215 to 1285 code for a protein of 356 amino acids.
AGUGAUUGCAUCCUUGAUUAGCUUUCUUGCUCAACAGGGUAAAACUAUUUUGUUAGCGUCAUACACCAAUUCCGCUGUUGAUAAUAUAUUGCUUAAACUCAAAGAUUUUGGAGUUAACUUUCUUCGAAUAGGACAUGUUUCUCGAGUUCAUCCUAAACUCCAUGAAUUUGUUCCUGAACGAAUCACCUCCCAGGAGCAAUUUAUCAAAACAUACAUGGAACCCCUAGUAGUUGCCACUACAUGUCUUGGAAUUAACGACAUCACAUUCAAUUUCCGAAGCAAGUUCGACUACUGUAUAGUCGAUGAAGCUUCACAGGUAUCACUUCCUAUCAAUUUGGGACCAUUGAGAUUCAGCGAUAAGUUUAUUCUUGUUGGUGAUCAUUUCCAACUCCCACCUUUAGUUCAACAUCGGGAUCCAAAGAUUGUUCAAGGGUUAUCACAUUCAUUAUUCAAGUUGUUGGCGGAGACCCAUCCUGAAUCCGUGUGUGAAUUGACAUAUCAGUAUCGGAUGUGUGAGGACAUCAUGCUGCUUUCUAAUGUGUUGGUGUAUAACAAUCGAUUGAAAUGUGGAUCUUCCGCUGUGGCUAAUCAAUCGUUAACAAUUCCUAAUGCGAAUGCGAUUGACGAAUUUACAAGUGGGUCAGUGAAUCAACGAUGGAUGGAUAAUAUUUUCAAUCCCAAGAACAAAGUGUUGUUUCUUGAUCACGAUCAACUAGAUGCCAGUGAAAGCGUGGUUGGAGAAACUGUCCAGAAUUCCGCUGAAGCUAAACUAAUCUACCAAAUAGUCGAGGCAUUGGUGCUUGCUGGAGUUGACCAGGAUAAAAUUGGAGUAAUGUCAUUUUAUAAAGCCCAAUUGCGAUUACUUAAAAGAUUACUUAGUUCGAAAACAGAGGUUGAGAUACUUACUGCCGAUCAAUACCAGGGUCGUGAUAAAGAAUGCAUUAUUAUCUCUCUUGUUAGAUCUAACCAAGAAAACCGAGCAGGUGAUUUGGUCAAGGAAUGGAGACGAUUGAAUGUGGCGCUUACCAGAGCAAAAUCAAAGCUUAUUAUCCUAGGAUCACGAGCAGCAUUGUUGAAUACAGAAACCACAAAGACAUUUAUGGAUUUCUUGGAUUCUAAAGGUUGGUAUUAUACUCUCCCACCAGGAGCCCAAACAACUUAUAAUUUCCAAGCUACACCAUUUUCAAGCCCCACGAAGAAGCAAAGGCGGAGUCAGGUAUCAAUCACCAGUAUUCUACAUAAAAAUCCUACUCUUAAGAAUGUAGUUGAUGAUAUUACAAAAUAGACGUGUAUAUACUAAAAUGCAAAGAAAUGAAUUUCAAAAUUACCUCUUCUAAAAUUCCACUGGUUGCCAUUCCAUCCGUUUCUAUUUCGUGGUUGGUUAACAUCGUCAUCUUCGUCUUCAUUACCCUGUCUAUUAUUUCUCAUUCUUCGUAUCAGACGAAUAAUAUUUUGGACAAAGAAGAUAAUGAAGAACAUGCAUGUCAAUGAAAUCACCAAAUAAUCACCAAUAUCAUAAUCUUCGACAUAAUUUUCAACCCCUUGUUCGUUGACAUAUGUUUUCCCCUCGGCAUGCGCAUCGACUUUCGAAACCGGUUCUUUUGAAGCAACAUUUGAAUUCUUCUUGACUUUUCUAAAUGCAUUCAACCACCCCCCUUCAGAUUCAUGGUUCCCCUUGAAUGCACUCUUAUUAAAAACGUACUUAAUUCUCAAUCUUAACAACGCCAAACUAAUAUGGGCUUUGCUAUACCCUCCCGAACCAGCAAAAUCCGAUUUGGAAACAGUGGCUCGCUUCUCAAGAUCAAACCGUUCCUUGUAUUGUAAACUGGAGUCAUAAUAUCGUUUAGCCAUAAAAUAAUCGAUAGAAUUGUUGAUGCUGGGUCCGACUCCGUAUUCGUACAUUUCGCCUAGUUUAUAUGCACCAUGACUGGAAUGACGAUCCGAAGCAAUUCUAUAAAAUUUGAAAGCUCGUUCAUGAUCGAGAUCAAUAGGAGAUGGAAUGUUUGGUGGGUGAGUAUAACUUCCGGAAAACAAGUCUCCUAAAAGUACAGUAGCAUCGUCGUUGCCCUGUUUGGAUGCUCGUUCAAGAUAUCUUAUCGCAAGGUUGACUCGAUCACGGUUGAACGUUUUUGCUUCACUUGGUGAGUACAAUGGUUGAAGCUGAUAAAGUAAGUAUGCUGCUGAUAUUUGUGCUGGUUCAAACCCCUGUUCGGCAGCAAUCAGGUAUCCCACAAGGGCAUUUUUGAAAUUACCCGAGAUCAAUUCUUCAAAUGCAUAUUUCAAAUGAGGGGCAAAGAAUUGAGUUAAUCGUUCAAUAAAAAUUUUGUAGUAUUGAAUGGUACCUGGACAGGUGACCUCACUAUCUGGUUCGGCAUAUUUUGAUAAUCCCGAUUGUAAAUAGUUUCCAUAAUGGAAUAAAGCUUCGAUGUCGCCCAGAUAGGCAGCUUCUUUCAUAUUAGUAAAGAUAUC